AAACGAAUUUAAAUUACAAAGUUAUAAAAAUGACCGAUAAUGAUAAUGUGACUCCGGUUGAAGAAGUAAAUCAUGAAAUUACAGAUUUUGAAGAAACAGAAAAUGAAAACAACAGUUCCGCGUUCCCUUUUGACGGUGAAAUGAAAACUGUUUUUAACGAUCCCGUAAAUUUUAAUGUCAAACAUCCACUUUUUAACGCAUGGACGUUAUGGUUCGACAACCCUGGUAAAAAAGCAAACACAGCAAGUUGGUCUCAGAACCUCAAGGAGUUGAUCACAUUCGAUUCAGUUGAAGAAUUUUGGGGUGUUUACAAUAAUGUUGCCAAGGCUAUUGAUUUAUCGCCUGGAUCUAAUUACCAUCUUUUUAAACAAGGAAUAAAACCAAUGUGGGAGGAUCCGGUAAAUGAACUUGGUGGGAAAUGGGUUAUUCAAUUUCCUCGAAAUAAGACUGGUGAAGAUAUCAAUACUCUCUGGCUUUAUACAAUGCUUGCUUGCAUUGGAGAAGGAUUUGAUUAUGCAGAUGAAGUAUGCGGUGCUGUAGUGUCUGUUAGGAAAAUCUUUUAUAGAAUUUCUUUGUGGACGCGAACGUCAAACAACAGAGAGAUUUGUGAGACUCUUGGACGGCAGCUGAAACAAACUUUGGGUUUAACUCCAGUUCAACAACUUGAAUUCCAGCCACAUUCCGAUUCGAUCAAGAGUGGUAAUCACAAUAAAGAACAUUUCUUUGUAUAAGUAUAAUUAAUUGGAUAAUAUAUGGACGUUGUGCCGUACAUUAAUUUUUAUUCCAUUUAUUUUUUAUUGUUUUGUAUCUUCACUUUUUAGAUUAAAAAUUUUCCUAAUCUUGCUUAUUAACUGCUAAUUUUAUAUAUAUUUAUAUAUAUAAGGUUUCAUGUAAGGUCAAAAAGAAGGAAAGAUAUUCAUUGUUUUAAAAAAAGAUAUCCUUUUGUUGAUUUGAUAUCUGAGGUGUUUUAGGUGUUUUCACUAGUAAAAAGCAGUUUUUGGCAAGAAUUAGGUAUAAAUUAGACAAUAAAUAUUAUGUUUAUAGGUUUAUUUAGGAAUUUAGUUAUCUUUUGCAAGCAAUCAAAUUAUAAAUUAAUAACGUUAAUAAAAUCCUAAGCUUUUUUCUAAACUGACAAUAUAGAUAUUAAAU
Messenger RNA from Rhizophagus irregularis DAOM 181602=DAOM 197198, 1149 nucleotides. RefSeq lists its product as uncharacterized. Gene Ontology annotation, molecular function: translation initiation factor activity; RNA 7-methylguanosine cap binding. Gene Ontology annotation, cellular component: eukaryotic translation initiation factor 4F complex. Gene Ontology annotation, biological process: translational initiation. Lineage: Eukaryota; Fungi; Glomeromycota; Glomeromycetes; Glomerales; Glomeraceae. The record is from RefSeq and is a predicted model, not a curated record.